Fusarium graminearum PH-1 is the source of this 921-nucleotide messenger RNA. RefSeq lists its product as uncharacterized. The transcript has 5 exons. The coding region runs from base 1 to 921 and encodes 306 amino acids. The record is from RefSeq and is a predicted model, not a curated record. NCBI's taxonomy places the organism in Eukaryota, Fungi, Ascomycota, Sordariomycetes, Hypocreales, Nectriaceae.
AUGAGUGCUGUGAACCAUGAGCUUGAGACUUUGAAGAAGGACUUCAAAUCUCUGGAGGAAGAAACCAAAGUUAAGAACGCCGAAAUCAUUAAAGUUCAAAAGGAAAAGCAAGACGAACUGAGUGCACUCCGGAAGGACAAGGAUGCCACCUAUAAGGCUUUGGAAGACUUGUAUAAGUCUCUUAAGGAAAGUCCCGGAACAUUGACGAAGGAUAAUGCUGCCUUAACGACACAGAACGGCUCUUUGACUACGAAACUGCAAGAUAAGAACUCUGCGUAUACCAGUUUAACGAGGGAGCGUGACGCCUUGAAGACAGAGAACGAGGCCACAGCCGUGAAGUAUACCGCUUUGAUGACCAAGUGGAACGACCUGGAUGGGAUUAAUGACACUCUGAAAACAAAGAUGCGAUGGGCAGGAUUGACAGAGAAGAACAGACAGGAUAACUGUCUGUCCAAUGGGUACAGUGGCUGGUGUGUGAUGAUUAUGAUGCCACACAGCUGGAUCGCAUUAAAUGCAAACAAAGAUUCCCAUGAAAUGGCCCACACCUGGAGUUUCAAUAUGCGAAACCCUGAUGAAAUAUUCCGGCUUCAGAAAGCUGAUGACGACCCCAAUACGCCUUGGACUAUCACCAGUACAGAGUGUGGCAAGGCCCUUGCAUUUGAUACCAGCCAGAUUGGGAUUGAUAUCCGUAUGAGAAAGCUUGACCAAGUCCGUGAUCGUUCUGCCCAGUGGUAUAUUGGUCGUGGAGCAGAAGGGCAACACACAUGGGUAUUUAAAAACGCUCAAUGUGGCACAUGUAUCAAACUGAAAAAGGGCUGGUCUGAAGAUGGUCGAGCAGCUGAACAACACCCAUAUUGCAACGAAGGCGAUUCAAACUUUGCUAUUAUUCCUCUUGGUCUGAAACCAAAACCAGAGUGGUAA